Molecule: messenger RNA, 1609 nt
Organism: Grus americana (Whooping crane)
Lineage: Eukaryota; Metazoa; Chordata; Aves; Gruiformes; Gruidae
Gene: NINJ2
Product: ninjurin 2
Exons: 5
Coding region: 198-560 (120 amino acids)
Biological process (GO): tissue regeneration; cell adhesion
Cellular component (GO): membrane
Source: RefSeq, a predicted model, not a curated record
CGCAGUCUGCAGAAGAAGAGACCUGGGGGCAAAAGGAUGGCCUCGGAAGGGGAGAACAUCAAUCUUCAAUAAAUCAACUGCUGACAUUCCACAUGCACAAUUUGAGCACCUGUACACAAAUUGGGUAACCAAAGAUCACGUUGUGCAAAUACACAAAGUACUAGGGCGUGAAUCCUCAUCUCCGGAUUAACGGGCCGAUGAACAUCAAUCACUACGCGACAAAGAAGAGCGUGGCGGAGAGCAUGCUGGAUGUAGCGCUGUUCAUGGCGAACGUCACGCAGCUCAAAGCGGUGCUGGAGCAAGGGUCAUCCUUCCAGUACUACACCACCCUCAUCGUGCUCAUCAGCAUCUCCCUCUUCUUCCAGGUGAUCAUCGGGAUUCUCCUCAUCAUCACUGCUCGUUUGAACCUGAAUGAUGUCGCAAAGCAACCCCGCCUGAAUAUACUCAACAAUGCUGCCACAGCUCUCAUCUUCAUCACUGUCAUCCUCAACAUCUUCAUCACGGCCUUUGGGGUGCAGAAGACCGGCCUCUACCCUACCAGGAAUUUUCGACCUUAUUAAGUCAUGGGACAAUGGAGUCAGCUAAGAAAGGGGAUCUUUUCCCAGCGGACUGGUGGGGAAAGCUCUCCUCUGCAUUUUUACUGACCUCAGCAGCAGCCCGUCAAUGAAACCAGAGAACUGGGUUAAACUUUCAAAACUGCGUGCGUUUCGUGGUAUACCGGCCCCUUACCAUAACCCUUUUGCAGUUCUGAAGGGGUGAAAUCUUCUGUUGCCUUUUGAAGCUACAGCAAACUCUGCUAGAGAAAGCUGCAGGAACAGCAGCAGGUACACAAUUUCAAAGUGCGAUUCUGUAAAUCUCAUCUCAUUUUAGUUGCCUGCUUCACAUAUUCCAGAUUGGCUCAUUUUGUAGAGAAGACUGAACAAUUUACUUUGUAAGCUAAAUAAACAAAAAAAAAGACCAGCUUUUUUGUCUCGAGCAUAAUUUGCUAUACUUAAAGCAAUGCUGUCUGGUAGUUGAUCUCCCAAACAUUGGAAUGGAUUUCUCCAAAUAAAAAAGAUUACAUUCUCAUGGGAGGAUAGGAAAGUGUAUGUAUGUCAAUGUAGCUAAAACCAGUUCAAAUGUUUCCCUAGUUGUUUAAAAAUAAAAUAAAAUGUGAAAUGGUUAAGAAAACAAUCAGAUAUUUCCAGCAUUAAGAAAAUUAACAAUGACGGAAAAUAGAUAUUAUGGUCUGAUAUCAUUGCCGGGGACCUAUCCGUAAUGGUGCCAGAGUAGCCUGACAAUAUUAAGUAGAAAAUGAGGAAACAUUAUACAUAAAAAGACACUCUAGGCUUAUUGCCACAAUGAGAAAUGACAGGUGCAUAGUAUAUUACUUUAUUAAAAAGUCACCAUUAUAAUUUAAGGUGUUAUCAUUAAUAUAAAUGUUUUUAAAUAAUAUAAUUUUUAUAUUGACAAUGCUGGGAAUUCUCUUGUACUAGAACAAUUUGUUUCCUUUAAAAAAAGUCUUUGAAUUAAUGACUUUUCAGAUUUUUUUGGAAAGAGUGAAGAUUUUUGAGACUAAACUUUGUAACCCUGUAGUCAUACUAAAAAUGGGUAUCUUAAUAACCUGGUG